Molecule: messenger RNA, 5963 nt
Organism: Notolabrus celidotus (New Zealand spotty)
Lineage: Eukaryota; Metazoa; Chordata; Actinopteri; Labriformes; Labridae
Exons: 19
Coding region: 188-5293 (1701 amino acids)
Biological process (GO): intracellular protein transport
Cellular component (GO): cortical actin cytoskeleton
Molecular function (GO): myosin binding; small GTPase binding; actin binding
Source: RefSeq, a predicted model, not a curated record
AGAAUAAUGAGAACGUUCAAGAGGGGGGACGCUGAUCCUGAUUUCCUCUCAGAAACCUGGGCUGGCUGCACGGAUCAGACCUGUUGAGAAACUUCUCCUCAACUUGAGAGGCUGACAUCGAUGAAAAAAAACGAGCUGAUUGAUUAGUCAGAGGGGUUGAGCAUCAGCUGGAGGACGUGCGUCAGCAAUGGGGCGUAAGCUGGAUCUGUCGAAUCUGUCCGACAAUGAGGCGGAGCAUGUCCUGCAGGUGGUGCAAAGAGACAUGAAGUUACGCAAGCAGGAGGAGGAGCGACUCAGUGAACUGAAGCAGGAGCUGGACGAGGAGGGCAGUCGCUGCCUCCUGCUGUCACGACAGGGUUUCUUCAACCAGCGCUGCUGCAUCCGCUGCUGCGCGCCCUUCACCUUCCUGCUCAACCCCAAGCGCAAGUGCCGCGACUGCAAGUACAACGUUUGCAAAGCUUGCCGGGUCUACUGCAAGCGGGAGAAAGCCUGGCUGUGCUCCUCCUGCGAGAAGGGCAGGUUGUUGAAGACACAGAACCUGGAGUGGUUUUACACCAAUGUGAAGUCACGCUUCAAGAGGUUCGGCAGCGCCAAAGUGCUGAAGACUCUUUAUAGGAAACACCUGGUGGAGCACCGUUCACUUUUGGAGCUUUCUGAGGGCAGCACCUUCGAAGACAGUCUCUGCAAUGAGGGCAGCAUCUGUGGGAGCGACUCAGCCUUCUACAGACAAAGUGAAGAGCACAGCAUGGAAGAGACGCUCACUGUGGCCUUGCGGGUGGCAGAGGAGGCCAUAGACGAGGCCAUCACUAAGGCUGAGUUCGACACCAGUCAGGAGAGGCAGAAUGAGGCGCACUAUCUGCGAGAGCACAAAGGAGAGCUCGUUGAGGAACUGGCCAAAACUAUUGUGCAAAAAAUUAUUAGUCGAAGGAAGACUUUGGCUGAAAGGAGGGGUGAAUAUGUCCAGGACUGGCCAGUUGAACACAACACUGACCUUCAUCACCACCAUCAGUCUGCCAGUGCCGCCAGCUCCAUCAAACAGCAACCAGGCCUCUUUAGGUCACACUCAGCCUUCUCACUGUUGGAGAACGACUCUACAGGUUUGAGUCCAGACUCUUCAAAGGGGUCGGUGAAGGAAGGUGGAGGGCCGGCUAUGACUGCUUGGAAGAGUGUAGACCGGCUGGACAAUGCAGGUGUGUCCGCAGUGCUCCACAGCAUGGACGGGAACUGGAUUGCCCUGCAGAGCGCCCAGCUGUCGCGUCCCAGCCUGCUGACCCAAAGGAAGAGCCAGGUCUACAGUGCCUUGGAGAGGGAGUCUGCAGUGGUGUCCGCCUACGAAGGCAUGGGCUCCGACAAUGAGCUCAAGCCAGAGUCUGACGGCUCUGUGGGUGCCGCCCUGCAGGAGAUCCACAGGAAGAUGAUGGACACUAACCUCAACCUGCAAGAUACCUGCAACAGGAUACUGUCCCCGAUUAUGAACCGCAGAGGCAGCGGAGACAGGAUCCUUUCUGCGUUGAUGAGCCGCAGAGGCAGCAGAGACAGCAUGCUCUCUGACUCUGAGGGGAACUGGAAGCCUAACAAACCGCUGCUGGGUGUGAUAAAGAUGAAGGUGCCUGCAGAGAUCCGGCGGCCUACAUCACGUAGGACCAGCAUCAUCGAUGUGAACUUUAACCUGGACGGAGCACACCAAGAAGAGAACAAGGGGGGUGCAGAGCCAGAACGAAAGGUUGAGAGAUCACAGAAGAAAAAGCAGAGUGAAAUGGAGUCUUCUUCUCUGGAAAACAACGUCAAAGACAACCCUCCAUCUGAUGCUGUGACCCCUGAUACAGGAAGUAUAACAACCCCUGAACCUCUGGACCUUGACAACGACAUCACAGGACAAAUAGUCAAUCAGAUUGACCAGGAGCUCACACUGAAACUGGAACAGCUAGCCAGCCGAGUUAAUGAUCCCUCCACAGGUGAAGAAAACGAAGGAGAUGAUGGAGUGAGAGCUGUUGGUAAUGAUGAACAAACGGAGGAAAAGAAAGAAGAAAACGAAGAAGAUGAUGAAGAUAAUGAGCAGCCGCAGAUCAUGGAGACUGAGUCGGAUGAAGGAAGGACGGAGGAUGAGGAGAAAGAGGAGGAAAAUAAAGAAGAAUACGAUGAAGAGAUGAGUUACAGAUUGAACAAGCUUAUCACUAAGUCCAGAAUGUCGUACUUCUCCUCCACUGAAGACGAAUUAGACAAAGCGGGCAAGAGUGAGGAGGAAGAAGCAGAGGAAGACAAGGACAAAGAUACGGAGGAGGAACAUAAAGAGCAGGGGGAGGAAAAUCUGAAGGGAUUCACGUUCAAACUCUGUCAGCUGGAAAAAGAAGUCCGGGCCAACCAGUUCUCCUCCACAGAGGACGAGAUGGACAGAGUUGGCGUUGAAGAGAGGACAGGAGAGGAGGAGGACCAGGGGAAUAAUGUAGAGCUGGCGGUGAAAGUGUGCAGAUUAGCUUACCAAGUCAACGCCAACCAAUUUUCAUCCACUGAGGACGAGCUAGACAGCGUCGGCCUCUUGGAUGAAGACAUGAAGAUGGGAGAGGAGGGGGAGGAUGGGAAGAAAGAGGAGCUGGCAUUAAAAGUGUGCAGAUUAGCUCACCAAGUCAACGCCAGCCAAUUCUCAUCCACCGAGGACGAGCUAGACCGAGUGGGCAGGGGUGAAGAGGAGGGCACAGACGAGGAGGCACUGUGGACACUGCAAGCAGAGAAGGCCGUCCAGGCUGCUCAUCUGCGUGAUUUAGCCAGCCUAGUCGGUCCUUCUGAGUUCUCCUCCACUGAAGAUCACCUGGAUAAAGUUGGAAAGACAGAGCAGGAAGUUAUUGAAGUGACUGAAAGUGGAGAGUGGGAGGACACAGAGGGAAAUAAUCAAGACAAGGAAGAAUCAUUCGAAGAUCUGGAUGUGAACAUGUUUGAUUUACGGGAUGAGAUUGAGGAAAAAAAGGAGAGCAGUGGAGAAAAGGAUGCAUCUGACUGUGUUUUGGAGGAGAAAAAGGAGGAUUUCGUGGAGGGAUGUGAAGUUUUGAAAGAGAAGUCGGACGAAAGACAAGAGAUGGAGUUGAAAACUGUGGCGGAGGGCGAAAGAGUGGAGGAGAUAACAAAUGUCAAACAAGAGACUCAGCCAGAGGAAAAGAGACAGGAAGAAGAAAAGAGCGGAGAGAGCAAUGGCAGUAUAGAAAGUUGGGAGACAGCAGACGAGGAGCGCAGUGAAGAAUAUGCAGAGUUUGACAGGAUAAUCAGCAGCAUGUUGAUGAUGACUUUGGAGGACAUGCAAGCACCGACGGUACAGGAUGAAGUGGAAGAAAAUAGGGAGGUUAUAACAGACUCAGAGGAAGUACUGGUGGAUGAAAAAAUAGAGGAAGAAAGUGGAUUCAAGCAAGUGGAGGUGGAUGAGGAGGUAGAGAUAGGGACAGAGAGUGGAUUGGAGCAAGUAAAGGUGGAUGAGACAGUACAUAUUGGGGAACAAGGUGGGUUGGAGCAAGUGAUGGUGUAUGAGGCAGUACAUGUUGAGGAACAAAGUGGAUUGGAGCAAGUGAAGGUGGAUAAGGAAGUACAUAUUGGGGAACCAAGUGGAUUGGAGCAAGUGAAGGUGGACAAGGAAGUACAUGUUGAGGAACAAAGUGGAUUGGAACAAGUGAAGGUGGAUGAGGCAAUACACAUAGGGGAACAAAGUGGAUUGGAGCAAGUGAAGGUGGAUGAGGCAGUGCAUGUUGGGGAACAAAGUGGAAUGGAGCAAGUGAAGGUGGUUAAGGAAGUACAUAUUGGGGCACAAAGUGGAUUGGAGCAAGUGAAGGUGGUUAAGGAAGUACAUAUUGGGGAACAAAGUGGAUUGGAGCAAGUGAAGGUGGACAAGGAAGUACAUAUUGGGGAACAAAGUGGAUUGGAACAAGUGAAGGUGGACAAGGAAGUACAUAUUGGGGAACAAAGUGGUAUGGAGCAAGUAAAGGUUGAUAAGGCAGUAAAAGUCUGGGGGGAAAGUAGAUUGGAGCAUGUGAAAGUAGAUGAGAAAAUAAAAGUAGGGCUAAUAAGUGGAUUGGAGCAUGUGAAGGUGGAUGAGGCAGUAAAAGUCUGGGGAGAAAGUAGAUUGGAGCAUGCGAAAGUGGAUGAGAAGGUUAAUAUCAGGGGAAAGAGUGGAUUGGAGCACGUAAAGGUGGAUGAGAAAGUGAAAGUAGGGGUAAUGAGUGGCUUGGAGCAUGUGAAGGUCAGUGAAGAAGUCAAGAUUGGAGGGAAAAGUAAACUUAAGGAACAGUUUGCUGAGACACAGAGCACCGAUGCAUUAAUGGAAACAGAGACCACUAAUAAGUUUCAAAGUCCCAGCAAUAACGUGACGCCAGACUCAGCAAAGAAAGAAAGUCCUAAAGUCAAUAUUCAGAGAAAAGAGGAGAGUGAAGAUGCUACAGCUAGAAAGGAAAAUGAGAGAAAAGAUACUGAUUUACAAGUAAUAGGCUCUCCAUCAAAGAAAUCUACAGUUAUGUCAAUCAAAGAGAUGCUAGAAACAUAUGAGGCCAAACAGCUCUGUAAAAGAAUAGGACUGCAUGACGACAAACAAGAGGACAGAGGAGGAAAGGUCUCGGCCAUGCGACAGAUGAUGGAGGCACAUGGAGAUGUCGCAGAAACUAAAGGAAAAAAAGCAGAGAGCAGAGAUCACAGCAGGAGGUCUUCUCUUCAUGAUGUUUUAGAGUCACCGGAGGAAAUUCACAUGGAUAGUGAUUUGGAGAUAUACAAAACAGUAGAGUUUCUUUCAACUCUGCUGGGGCAGAGAUAUUCUGCAGUCUCUCUGCGUAACAUAACCACAGAGGUACUAAAGGUGCUGAACACCACUGAAGACCUGCUUCAGGGAGUGACAGGAGGAGAGAAGUGCCAGUCCUCAAUCCCUUCACUUCCCCCCAACACUGACCCCAAGAAACUGGACCAGCAGUUCUCCAAACUGGAAGAGAAUGUAUAUGUGGCAGCGGGCUCUGUAUACAGUCUGGAGGCAGAGCUUGGUGACCUGGAGGAGUGUGCCAGGGGUAUCAGCGGAGCUACAUCAGACAUGGAGAUCUCCUUUCUGGAGGAACAGGUCGCCUCAGCAGCAGCAAAAGUUCAGCAGUCUGAUCUGCAGAUUUGUGAUAUCUCAGCUAGGAUAGCUGCUUUGAAGAAUGCAGGCCUAAACGUGGAUACACAGUCACGCCCCCCUAAGGCCAAGACCAUCCCAGUGAUGCCUGUCACCCUGGACUCAUCCAGACAGUUUAGGAGGCGGUUACCUGCACCACCUGUGAAGGAUAAGGAAACCUAAACCAUGGACAGUCAGGGGGACCUUCAAAGAAAACCAGACACAGCUGUGCCUUCACCUUUUUGCCCUGCAGACUUCAGGCCAGUCUGUUCCACCCAUCGAGAAACCGCUUGCCUUAAUCAAAUGUAAAUGUAAACAUGCCUAAACUUACACAAGACACUGCUACUGUAUGUGUUUAGUUGUACUGUAUGUCAAUGAUAGUGCAGGAAACUGUUUUUCUGUCAUUUUAUCAAAAUAUAUUGUAGACAUCACAUCUUUACUCUCUGAUUGACAACCAAAUAGUAUUUUAACAAAUAUCAGCACUGAUCAAAUUGGUAAAUGAGCUCAUCAAAUUAAGAACAAGGAAAUCAGUAAGAUUUGAGCAAUAUCCUUUUUUAGAUAUAAAAUACUGAGAUGAAGUUGUUACAUUAUACAUUUGUGUAAAAUACAUCUUGUUCUAAUUGUAAUAUUUUAUAGACUUCAUAUAACAUCAUCAGACUCCAAUGAACUUGCUGUUAAAAAUAUUAUGUGAAUGGAUAAUAGUGACUGUAAGACGCUAUCUAUCAGCAGCACAGCUACUGAAAAACCUACAUUGUUUUUACCCCCUUAUGACAAAGAGAUCAUACAUACACGUGAGCAAUUUCAGCAUGUUCAUGUAUCAUGUCAACAAUAAAUAGACCUGUAUUUUUCCAUA